Molecule: messenger RNA, 4366 nt
Organism: Toxoplasma gondii ME49
Lineage: Eukaryota; Apicomplexa; Conoidasida; Eucoccidiorida; Sarcocystidae
Gene: CLP1
Product: chitinase-like protein CLP1
Exons: 7
Coding region: 975-3119 (714 amino acids)
Biological process (GO): chitin catabolic process; cell wall macromolecule catabolic process
Molecular function (GO): chitinase activity
Source: RefSeq, a predicted model, not a curated record
AAGAAGCAGCUAUGGUUAGCCGGCUGAGGAAACAUCGUGGGGGGAGAAGCACUGGCGAGUCUCGAGAAAAGAGCGGAAGAGAGGCCCGCUGAAAAGCCUUCUGACUGCCGGUGCACCCUUUUGCUCAAACGAGCAUUCUGCGGCCUACACAAGGUGAGGUGGUAUUUGUCGCUCUCUACGGAAUACCGUGUGGUCUCUGCUUUGUUCUGGACCCUUACGUGACUUCCUUGACGGACCGUCUGCCCGUCCUUUCCACUUAACUUUUUUUUGCGCGGUUUUGCAUUCUGUCGAUGCAUGGAUACGACCGGUCACCGGGGUUACGUUACUCUGUUUUGUUGACUCCGUCACCACAGGUCUUCGUUUCUCCGCUUCUAUGCUUCACCGUAUUUAUGUCAGGUGUACAAUGUGAUUUCACGUGACCGUACAGUGUCCCUGGGCGGCCGUAGAGGUGGAGUAUUUCCUGUUUCUGUGCUACUCUUGCCUCCUGUGGUGGCUGCCUGUGCAUGCAUUGUUCACGGACCCCCUUGUCGUUGGCUUAGUUCAGAAAUAAAGUCUUUCCGUUUACGGCAACAGUUAUUGCUUGUGGUAAAUCGUCGACACAGGUAGUUUCACCCACCCUUGGACGCGGGCGUCACCGCCCGGAUCGGUCGUCUCUGAUCUGUGACCCGACUGCGAGACUUGUGCCGCGGUCGGAAUUCUUCAGUCCCGUUACCUUAUGUCUUGCACUGCGCAGAACACCCCUGACAGUUCACGUUCCGGCCGAUUUCGCAGCUCACGACGAAAGCUCACCUGUCCCUUUGCUGAUUCCUGUGUUUUCGAAUCCGCUCACUCGCAGAACAGGCCUUCCGCGGAACUGGCAAUUUUCCACCGAUGCUAUUUUUCUUGCUAGAUCCUCUCGGCAUUUUCUCUAUCUUCAAUUUUGAUAUCUACUCAAUCUCACCAGCUCACCUGCAGAUUCUCCGUUCUCCAGCGCAAUGUGCCCCCGAGUGUCUGUAGACGCAGUAACGGUUCUCGGGACCGCUUUACUGCUGUGUUUGGAGGGGACACGCUUGUCUUCCAUCGUUCCUCCUUCUAGCGUUCCGUUCGCCUUGCCUGCACAAUGUCUGAACGCAAAUCAAAGGCUGCAGCAGGGAGUGAUGGCUAGAGCUUGGAGCGCGACUCAAAGUGAUGAUGAUGAGAGUCCGGCUCCCAUCUUCCCUGAGAGCGACUGCACUUAUCCAGCAGACAACAAUUUCGAAAAGAUCAUCACAACGGCUCACCUCACAACCUUUCUAGAAAACGCCUCACAGGGCUUUUCGUACAAAGGCAUGACGCACUCGAGCGAGGCCGCGGCGCAGAUCCACAAAGACCUUUCGUGCGCAAUUCAGGCGGACAGCAGAUUCGCGAGUUUCUGCAACUCCAGUGACAAAUACUCUUACGAAGAGAACGCGUUUGUCAACGUCUCCGAGUGCGCGGCGUUCUUGGCCCACGUCUUUGUGCACACGAACUCUUUUACGCAAUUUGAGGAAACGUCAAACAACAGGGAGUGCCGAGAGUCGGAAAAAUACCCUUGCGGGCCGUCUACUGCAUCUUAUCACGGCCGAGGACCUCUCAUGAUCCGUGGCAAUGAUGACUACGGACGGCUCGGUGAAUAUUUGUUCGACGACGCCGAAAAACUCCUUUUGCACCCACGCCUCAUUGAGCCCCAAGGUAUCAGCGGCUGGGUUGCCGCUUUGUGGAAGUGGAUGGAACAACGCCCCUACGGGCUGAACUGUCCGGAAACGUUCGUGGGAUCGGGCAAGGCGUCGUGCCACGAUGCCAUUCUGAAUCAAGACGUGUCUCCAGAGGUAACUAUGGAGGCUCUGACGGAUAACGAUAGGGAGAAGUUGACGAAGGGCGUGAGCGGCUUCGGUCUCACAAUCAACAUCCUGGCAGGAGAGGCCGUCGCAUGCUGUCCGUCUGCUCUCAAAGAUGCACUCGCAGCCGUUCCCAAGCCGGUUCUUCUUCCUUCUGCUGCAGUGCCGGGAGUGAUAGGAGUGGCAGAGUCCGAAGCAGCUACUCGCGCCAGAGCUGAUCUUUUGUUGAAGCUCGCCGAGCGAGGCGGGUUGGGUGCAGGCGCACUGACACCAGAGGAGUUGAAGAAGAUCCUUGCUCCCAACGGAGCGCGACAAGGCGGUGCCGCUCAGACGCUCGAGCCGUCAGAGGAGUUGGAGUCGCCGGAUUCGGGUGAUGCGGAUGAGGAAAGCAGACCAGGGGAACAAAAACCUAAUCCUCACGCGGCGCUUGGGGCUGAGCAACGUCAGCAGCAACUGUUUGACCAAAUUAUGAGUGCCCCUCCGCCGCCUGCCGACGGAAUUCCCGUGCAACCAAGGGGCGACGGUUUCCUGCAGACGCAAGCACUCGCGCUUCCUUCAACUCUUACUCGCUUUGUCGUGCCUUCCAAGGGCAUUUUUCCCAGCGGUAGUUCCGCAUCGCAGAACCCGCUGUCUUCGGCGGCUGCCACGUCGGCCUUUCUCUCCUUCCUUGCCCACCUUCUGUAUCCGCAUCCGACACCAAGUGGCACAGAGAACACGGUUCCUCUGCCUAGCGGCACUGUCCCCCCAACGCCUUUUCCUUUACCAGGAGACGCGAAUCGACUCUGCACUACCCGAGGUGUCUUGUCGGCCAGAGCUGCAGAGUCUAAUGCAGCAAAUACUGACGCUGCGGGUGCGGCUACAGCAGCUGACACGUUUUGCCUGUCGGUUGUUCGUGGGUGUCCCGUAAUGUUCCCACCGAGUGCCGUAGAAAUAAAUGCAGACCAAGGUGAUGAAGACACGGUGAAUUUAGUCAAGGCCGCUGCUUCGGGAAAUGCAGCUGCAGUGAUAGGUCCAGACGGCGAAAAGUGCAACUUUGUCUGUGUAGAUGCAUCCAACAAUUCUGCCCAGAGUGCGACCAACGGAGCUGUGAGCACUGACGCGCAUGCGGCGGAAGACGAUGCGUUGGCUGCAAAGAGUCACGCAGAGGCUGUUGCAAAUUUGAAGACGGAGGAAUUUGAAUUGAAAAGCUUCGAGUAUCUUCCCAAAUCGGGUGUUGUAUGUGGUUACACCUGUGUUUCCCAUCACGACGAGACCGAGGGGGGAACCGUUUUCGAAGGCGCGUGAAUUGGCAGGUGUCUCUAUUCGUGAAAGAGAUGCAGCUCUAUCCUCUAACGACGUGACGGGAAAACGAGAAUACGAAGUCUCCGACAAAUCGACUUUAAGGUACUGAGAGAUAACAGCAACCGCGGACUGCAUAGUUGCGGGGACGAAAAGUGGCGCAUUGGAGGAAUAUGGCCAGCUUGGGAUGCGAGUGUGCGGCGGAUGAAAUCGACCGCUGGGCCAUAUCGCAGCUUCUUUUUCGAUGGGGUGGCCUAGCAGCAAGAGUAGGGAGGAAACCGGGAAAGAAGGCAAUCGUCAUCAAGCAGGGAACACGGUUUUGCGACAAGACGUGCAACCAAUAGCAAAAAGUUGAGGCCGAGUGCUAUGCAGAAAUUCCAUGCUCAUGUUUCAUGCGCAGUUGUGCACCUCACAUAGAUGGGUUGUCAGAAAAUGGUCAUCAUAGAAGCGUAAAUCUAUCGAUGAGCUGUCGGCUGUAUGAACCUCCUCCGAAACGCCACUGAAGCGAAAAAUAAGAGUUUGUGUCUUUUGCAGGGUGUGAGUUUGAUAUUGCACAUGAACUGCAGUCAGAUUUUUACGGAACCCAAUUCCACUGAUCAGGUGGUGACCUUGACUCCACCUUUUGUUUGUCGACAGCUGCCCUUGAACAGAUAGGGGGGGUGCUUCGUUGCGUAAUGUACGGCGUGCGAGGGACUUACCUUCGCUAAUAGGGUACUUGUGUUAACGGCGCUCUCAACGUAUGCUGCACAAAAUGUAGCUCAUGUGCUCGUAAUCCAAUUGUUUGUCUUAACUACUCGGAGAAGAUAGUGUUGAAAGUCCAUCGGAUUCACGCAGGCGUAACUCUCCGUUUGACACUCCUGGUGUUUUUGUGGAGAAUGACCCUCUGAAAGUGAUCGUCUUGGCGUAUGUGGUAUCAUUCGUGCUUUUGGGUGCAGUGUCGAUUCUCAGCAUGAAGGAAGUACCCCGGUGCUCUUGGAAACCUUCAGUGAUGCCUCGGUUUCCGUGGCUCCUUGAGUGCUGGCCCGUUCAAAAGACGCGUGACAACACGUUUCAAAGAGAAACACGUGGGUAUACAUCUGGAGAUUUAAGAGGCAGCAGAGAUGUCGUUCUAAUGUGUCGACAUCCACGAUAAACUGCCAUGCCUCUUCCAAAUGAAACUAAAAGCUGUUCCUAGCCUCCAUGUGUGUCGUUAGCUUCUGUUGUAGGAACUGUUGUGGCACACCAUGGCCGAAAUUCACACAACACCAUAUUCC